AUGUCGCCCAAGGGUGAGGUGCGCGAUGCUGUCUGCCAUGCUCUCAAGUCCGGCUACCGUCACAUCGACUGCGCCUGGGGAUACCAGAACGAGGACGAGGUCGGUGAGGGUAUCAGGAACUCUGGCGUUCCCCGCGAGGACAUCUGGAUUACCUCCAAACUCUUCGAGUUCCACCACAACCACGUGCGUCAGGCUGUCCAGGACACGCUCGACAAGCUCGGCGUAAAGUACCUCGACCUCUACCUCAUGCACUGGAACAUCGCCUUUGUUCCCGAGGACGUCCCCGCCGGUCAGCUGCCGCGCGACUCCAAGAAGGACCCUGCUACCGGCAAGCACCUUCUCGACCUCGAGACCACCGAAAACUUCACCAAGGUCUGGGCCGAGCUCGAGAAGCUUGUCGACGAAGGUAUCGUCAAGAACAUCGGUAUCUCCAACUUCUCUAUUCGCCGCACCAAGGAGCUCCUCAGGUCGUGCCGCAUCAAGCCCGUCGUCAACCAGGUCGAGCUCUCCUUCACUUUCCCCCAGCCCGAGCUCGUCGCUUGGCUCAAGAAGCAGGACAUUCUUCCUCAGGCUUACUCGCCUCUCGGCUCCACCGGUGCCAGCCAGGCUUCUCUCAGUGUCGUCGACAAGAUUGCCAAGAAGCAUGGCGUCCAGGGUGCCAAUGUGCUCAUCUCGUGGCAGGUCGCCCGUGGCUGCAACCCUUUGCCCAAGUCGGUCACUCCCGCACGUAUCGAGAACAACAUCAAGCUCGUCGAUCUGUCCGCUGAGGAGGUCGACGAGCUCGAGAAGGGCGCCCUCGCACAGACCCCCAAGAAAGUCUGCGAUCAGUCCGACCUCGUCGUUCCCUCGUACGACAUCUUCGAGGCUAACCAUCCUACCAACAACGAUAAGGUUCAGGCUGCUCAGGCUUAA
Sporisorium graminicola is the source of this 912-nucleotide messenger RNA. RefSeq lists its product as uncharacterized. The coding region runs from base 1 to 912 and encodes 303 amino acids. The transcript is spliced from 2 exons. NCBI's taxonomy places the organism in Eukaryota, Fungi, Basidiomycota, Ustilaginomycetes, Ustilaginales, Ustilaginaceae. Gene Ontology annotation, cellular component: cytosol. The record is from RefSeq and is a predicted model, not a curated record. Gene Ontology annotation, molecular function: aldose reductase (NADPH) activity.